Mytilus californianus (California mussel) is the source of this 1609-nucleotide messenger RNA. RefSeq names its product ficolin-1-like. Gene Ontology annotation, molecular function: calcium ion binding. Lineage: Eukaryota; Metazoa; Mollusca; Bivalvia; Mytilida; Mytilidae. Bases 8 to 1192 code for a protein of 394 amino acids. The transcript has 7 exons. The record is from RefSeq and is a predicted model, not a curated record.
AGUAUUGAUGAAAUUUUUCAAUAACGGUUUUCAUAAUAAUUUGCAAACAAAACGAAGAAGGAUGUUCACUUCGUUUACACUUAAAUUAGUUGCAAUUUCUUACGUGACACUAACAUUUAAUAUGCAAUUCGUGUUAGUUUUAUUUCAGAAUAACAAACAGAUGGACACACAUGUGAUUUUCGCAAUUGAAAAUAGAGGACCAAACAUGUGUAUUUGGGAAUGUACGCAUUAUAAAGGUUGUAGUGGUGUCAAUUACAGACGAGAUACACUGACUUGCCAAUUAUUGUCUUUAUCCUUACCAGGAGACCAACUAAAAUAUAGUGAAGGGUUUUCAUUCGCUGAUGUAAACAAUUAUACUUUGGAUGGAGAUAGUUGUUUGCCUACCAAUCCUUGUAAGGAGCGUGAAAAGUGUGUUCCAUUGGAUAUGAAUAGAUACGUUUGCCUAUCAUUUCGAGCACCAUGCGAUGAGCAGCCUUGUGCAAACGAAGGCAUUUGUCGUAACCAGGUGAACAGCUAUUUAUGUACGUGUCCGGAUGAAUGGACUGGUCCUCACUGUGACAUAAAUGUAUGUGAUGUUAAGAUGGACUGUUCAGAUCUCAAAAGCCCAAUCUGCAAAACGGGUAUAUACCAAAUCAAUAUGAACAGUACAUUUAAUGUACUCUGUGAAGUAAAUGAUAAUGGAGGCGGCUGGACAGUAUUCCAGAGAAGACUGAACGGCAAUGUUGAUUUUUACAGGGAUUGGAAUUCUUACAAACUAGGAUUUGGAAAUAUGAGUGACGAAUUCUGGCUAGGUAAUACAUACUUACAUCUAUUAACAAACCAAGGCACCUUUACUCUCAGAAUCGAAUUAGAGGAUUUUGACGGAGAUCAUCGUUACGCUGAAUACACCCAUUUCUCCAUAAGCGAUGAAAGUUCUGGAUUCAAGCUGCAAUACAGUGACUAUACAGGAGAUGCAGGAGAUGCGCUUGCGCAUCAUAAUGGACAGAUGUUUUCAACUAAAGAUAAAAACAAAAUGACAUGUUCAAAGGACUAUAAAGGAGCAUGGUGGUACAAUGCUUGUCACAAUAGCAACCUGAAUGGUCAGUAUUUGAGCGGAACGCAUGCGUCAUUUGCUGAUGGUGUUAAUUGGAAGCAAUGGAGAGGACAUCGCUACUCUCUUAAGUCGACAAGAAUGAUGUUCCGUAGAACAUAGAAAUCAUUUAUGCGUAACGUACAAUACAGAACAUUGUAUAUCGACAAGAAUGAUGUUCCAUAGAGCAUAGAAAUCAUUCAUGAGUAACUCACAGUACAGAACAUUACAUAGGUCACAACCGCUGCUCAAUCUUAAAAUGACACUCAAUAACAACAAAAAAUCAUUUGAAAAAACAGUUCGACUCUGCUAUUUACCAGUGGAUUUCUGUUCUAUUCAAAUAAUCAAAAUACUAUAUUUUUGUUGACAUGAGUGAACUAUUCAAAAAAUAGUAUGUUACCAAUUUUACAUUUUGUCAAAUAUACAUUGAUUAAAAGAAAAUGAGGAACUUUUAUAACAGGUCAGUAUGAUACACAGUUUUAAUGGACUCUUGAAAUCUCCUUCCUCAUUUUACAUGUUUUACAUGAUUGAAUCAUAACU